GAGAUGAUCUGAGAGCAACCAUGGAGGCCAGACUGAAGCUGCCGUUUGUCUCUGUGAUGAUGAUGAUGGUGAUGAAGACGACCUCAGCUGCAGCUCAACAGAACUUUUGCUCUAACUCGACCGUGCUGAGGACUCGGACAGCGUGUCACUCUUGCAGCAUCAGUAUGUUGAUCCCGUGUCCGUCAGGAUUCAGACAGACCGCUGGGUCUGUCACUCAGGACUGCAAAUAUUUCAUCAAGACAGCGAGUCUGAAGCUGCAGAUCAGCGGCUGCUCCUUCGGGUGUCAUCGAGAGGAGGUGCUGAAGAGCUGCUGUCCUGGUUUUUGGGGUCCAGACUGCCAGGAGUGUCCUGAGCGAGCUGACAGACCCUGCAGUGGCAGAGGAACCUGCUCUGAGGGUCUGGGAGGAAACGGGACCUGCAGCUGUCAGGAGGGCUUUGCAGGAACUGCAUGUGAGCUUUGUACAUCUGGUCGAUACGGUCCUACUUGCAGCUCAGUUUGUUCCUGUGUGCACGGUCUGUGUGACUCUGGUAUGACAGGAUCUGGUUUGUGCACAUGUUUCUCUGGAUACUCAGGUCCAAGCUGUGAUCGAGAGCUCCCUGCGUGUGCGGCUCUCAACUGUCAGCAGAACUCUCGCUGUAUGGAGGAAGCUCUGACGGGUCAGCUGGUAUGUCAGUGUAUGCCAGGAUACCAGAAGUCUGGAGAUCAGUGUGUUUCCAUAAACCCAUGUGUUCGGCCACUCUGUCAUGCCCAAGCCGCCUGCAUCCACACGGGGCCAAACCAGCACAUGUGCGUCUGUAAUGAGGGUUACACCGGAGACGGACGGGUCUGCAUUGCCAUCGACCCGUGUCAGACCAAGCAGGGAGGCUGCUCUGCUGAGUCCACAAGAUGUGUCUUCGACAGGCCGGGAAAGUCUCACUGUGAGUGUCUGCCUGGGUAUGAAAACCUGCAUCAAGGUAGCUGCAGCCUAACGGACCUGUGUAGACCUGGAUCCUGUCAUGAACACGCCAACUGUACUACAGUGGAACCGGGGCGAAUCGACUGCACCUGUCACCAGGGUUACCUUGGUAACGGUAAAGUCUGUUAUGGGAACAUCAUCCAGCGUCUGAACGAUCUGAACACAGAGCCGACCGGAGAGUGGAGGGGUCAGCUUAGCAAUGCCAUCCAGCUGUUCAGUGUUCUGUCAUGGCCUCUGCAGAGUUUGGGUCCCUUUACUCUGUUCGUCCCGAUCAAUAAAGGUUUCAGAGGAACUUCAUUGAGGACUCUUGCUGCCAAUCCUGCCAAAGCUAAGUACCUGUGUAAGAUGCACCUGGUUGCCGGGGUGAUGCCGUUCAGCUCUCUGAAGAAAACCAACAUUUUUUACACCAUAACAGGAAAAUCAGCUGAGACAGACACCUCAGAGGGGGACACUCAGACUAAAAUCCGUCUCCAUGGCAGCAGGAAGAAAGGUGUGAUCCUUCGCUCUGAUGUGGUCGCGUCCAACGGGAUGAUCCACAUCAUCAACAAACUGAUGGACAGUGUGGCCCCCACUGUGGAGAGUGACACUCAGGAGAAUCUGAUGAGGAUCAUCUCUGAUUACGGAAAAUUCAUCACUUUGAAGUCCUUUUUGGAGAAAGUAGACCUGGACAUAGUCCUUGACAGUCCUGGUCCAGUCACAGUCUUCGCCCCCACCUUUAUGGCCUUUAACAUGAUGAAUGAGGGAUACCUGGAACACCUGAAGAGUGCUGAGGGUAGACACAAACUGCUCGAGUUCAUGAGGAACCACCUGGUCCGGUCCACAGAGCUGGAGGUCUUUAACGCCGUGUCCAGUCCCAGGAUUGUGACGAUGGCCAAUCAGGUUCUGAACAUCAACGUGACAGAAAACGGUCGGAUUCUUGUAAACGAUGCAGCGGUGAUUGAGGCGGCUGUUGAAGCUAAAAAUGGACGUAUGUACGUCUUAGAUGGAGUUUUGAUCCCGCCCUCCAUUGAACCUGUGCUGCCCCACAGGUGUGACAUCACUGAGACCAAAGUCAUCAAGGGUACGUGUGUGAGCUGCUCCAAAGCCAAACAAUCUCAGUGCUCAUCUGGAGUUUUUGCAAACUCCUCAAUCUACGGGUGUCUCUACACUCACCCAGUUAUUCAAGUCCCUGUGGUGGGCUGCUCGCCGCUCUGCAACGCCAACAUAACGACUCCAGUGUGCUGUAAAGGAUUCUAUGGUCCUGACUGCAUAUCCUGUCCAGGUGGAUAUCAGACACCGUGCUCUGGACACGGUCAGUGUUCUGAUGGGAUCACUGGCACCGGUACAUGUGUAUGUGAUCAAAACUUCAGAGGAUUUCGCUGUCAGUAUUGCUCCGCCUCCAACAAAUACGGACCAAACUGUGACAGAACCUGUCCCUGCGUCCACGGUCAGUGUGAUAACCGUGCAGACUCAGACGGUCGCUGUAAAACGGACACCUGUCAGUCAGGAUUCACCGGCCCACUGUGUGAUCGAAGGACGUCGGCGUGUGGCGUUAAUGCUCAGUUCUGUCACGCGCACGCCGACUGUGACUUCAGCCAAGGAAAUCCCAGGUGUAUUUGUAAACCUGGUUACCAAGGAGACGGGAUCACCUGUGUGGAGGCUGACCCCUGUGCUCCGCCCCGCCGUGGUGGCUGCAGCGUGAAUGCUAAAUGCAUUAAGACAGGCCCAGGGACUCACUCCUGCCAGUGUCUUAGUGGUUGGAAGGAGGAUGGAGACGACUGCCAGCCAGUCAACAACUGUGAGCGACCUGAUAACGGAGGCUGUCACCCCAAUGCCACCUGUAUCUACGUAGGACCUGGGCAGAGCGACUGUUCCUGUAAGGCGGGGUAUAAAGGCAGCGGCUGGGACUGUGAGGCCGUCAAUCAGUGUGUGACGGCUAACGGGGGCUGUCAUUACCUGGCCAGCUGUCUCCUGCUCUCCUCUCAGUGGACGUGUGUCUGCGAUGAAGGUUAUGUCGGAGACGGACAGACGUGUUACGGCACCAUCAGACAGGAGCUCACAGCUAUGCAGGGCGUCUCAGAAUUCUCCACAUGGACCACUGACUCUGGUCUGUCCUGGUCUCUUGCUGAUCAGAAUCUCACCCUGCUGGUGCCGUCUUCAGACGCUGUCGCUAAAAUGUCCCCAGAGGAUAAAACUUUCUGGACCACCAAGGGAAACCUACCCAGUCUCAUUAGAAAUCACAUGAUCCAAGGUGUGUAUCCAUUAUCCAGGCUGAGCAGCCUCCCCUCUCUCACCUCCCUCCUCAAGACCACACUUCCUGUUUCAACAACCAAUGACGUCACAGCUGUUGGAGGAGCUACCAUCACCACAUCAAACGUCGCUGCUACCAACGGACUCAUCCACAUUAUUGACAAGGUUUUGGUUCCUGACAGGAAGUUGAGCGAAGGUCUGCUGGCGACUCUUGCCCUUAAGACAGACUUCUCUCUGUUCAGAUCCUACCUAAUCAAUUAUAACCUGACAGACGAGAUCGAGCAGGCAGAUGAGUUCACUGUGUUCGCACCAACAGACGCUGCCAUUGCUGAUUAUCUGAAGAAAAUGUCUCUCACUGCAAUGGAUGUGAACACUACUCGUUACCAUGUGGUGCCAACGGAGCGUUUGUUGAAGACUGACCUGCAGCCUGGAGGGUACAAAGAAACCCUGCUCGGAAUCUCCUACCAGCUCGGCUUCUAUCCUCGAGACGGGAAGCUGUUUGUGAAUGACGCUCAGCUGAACUCAUCGAACCUUCUGAGUGGUCAUGGAGUGAUUCACGGACUGUCUACUGUCUUAGAGAUCAACAAGAACCGCUGUGAUGAGGUCAAAUACCAGAAAUUUCAGGGUCCAUGUGUGGACUGUUUGUUUCCAAGAAGUGACAUCUGUCCCAACAAAACAGUUGAAGACAAAUCAGUGAAGAAGAGGAAGUGUAUGAUGAGCCGUGUGUUUGAAGAAGGGCGGCUACUGACCAUCGGCUGCAAAGCGACCUGCCUGCAGUCCAACAUCGAUUGGAAGUGUUGUGGAGGGUUUUUUGGGACGCAUUGUGAACCGUGUCCGGGGCCGAAGGGUCAUCCCUGCUCUGGCAAUGGACAGUGUGAUGAUGGGACAGCGGGGACUGGAUUAUGUCGAUGCUCCAAGGGAUUCGUUGGGACAGCGUGUGAGAGCUGUGAAAGUGGGAAGUACUCAGUUCACUGUGACCAGGACUGUCGUUGUAAAAAUGGCCGCUGUAACGAGGGCGUAAAAGGCGACGGUUCGUGUGUCUGUGAUGUGGGAUGGAGAGGAAUCCUCUGUGACGAGAAGACUGAAUCAGAGGAGUUGUGUGGAUCAGUGAAGUGUCACACCAGUGCAAACUGUUUACAGGGUAGUUCUGCCUCGUUUUGUUCGUGUGCUGCUGGAUUUGAAGGAAAUGGAACGUUCUGUAAAGCCAGAGACCCGUGUUCAGUGAGUAAUGGCGGCUGCAGUCCGGUCGCCGUGUGUAAGAGGACAUCACCCGGCCUCAGAGAGUGUGUGUGUGGCUCGGGUUACCGUGGUGAUGGACUGGUGUGUGUGGAAAUCAAUCCCUGUCUGGAGGGAAAUGAUGGCUGCCAUGCUGAUGCUGAGUGCAUCCAUGUCGGACCAAACAAAACUUCUUGUGCCUGUAGAGAUGGUUUUCAUGGCAACGGUCAGGACUGCAAAAUGAUUGACCUUUGCAAAAAGAGACAUGGCGGUUGUCAUGAGUAUGCCAAGUGUAACAUGACGGCUCCAGGUGUUCGCACUUGCACGUGUACCAGCAGCUACAUCGGAGACGGAUUCUCCUGUAGAGGCACAGUGGGGAAGGAGAUCCUAAAGAGGAAGCUCAGAGACUUCUACAUGGCAUUGAUAGUGACUCAGAUCUCUCUGAAAGGUCGCGGGCCGUUCACCGUAUUCGUUCCAACAGCGGAUGCCUUUAAUGAGGAGAAGCAAGGAGCCGGCAGGUUUAAAAAGUUGACAUCAGAGAAACAUUUUGAAGAAUUCAGCGCCAUCCUACGCAGCCACAUCGUCAUGUGUCACACUCUGCAGUCUGCUGACCUGAGCCAACCACGAAACAUGACAUCUCUCUCCGGACUCGUCCUGACCACCAGGUCCAACCAGGGUAGCAUCUUCAUCAACGAGGCCAAUGUGACGUACAGCCACGGCCUCAGCACCAACGGUGUCUUCCACGAGAUCAACAGGAUUCUGUUUCCUCCCAAAAAAGACAGAAUAGAAGACUCAGACCGACCUGUGAACCUGAGUGACAUUGCAGAUCGUCACGGAUACAAAACCUUUUACAGACUGCUGGAGGACUCAGGUGUGAUGGACCUGGUAGGGGACGUGAUGUACCGGCCGGUGACUGUCUUCCUGCCCUCAGACAACGUCAUGGCGUCCCUGCCGCAGGAGCAAAAGGACUUCCUGUUUCACAAAGACAACAAAGCUCAGCUGCAGGAGUACCUCAAGUUCCACAUCCUGCACAGUCAAAAGGUGUAUGCUGAAGGUCUGAUCCACCUGGACUCACCUCGGACUCUGCAAGGUUCACCUCUGAGCUUCAGCUGUGGAGGGUCUGAUGCCAUUGGAGAAGUGUUUGUUAACGAUGGAAAAUGCCGGAUUGUUCAAAGACACCUCGCCUUUAACGGCGGCAUCGCCUACGGCAUCGAAUGCCUGCUGACUCCGCCCAGCCUCGGAGGACACUGCAUUGAACCAAAGACCCUUGACCUUCAGAUGAGCUGUGAAGUGUGUGGCUCCUCUGCGGCUCGCUGUCCCAAAGGCUCCAAACUUAAGGACGUUGAGAAGUGUGACCUUCCAUCAGUGUACAUAAACAAAAACUCGGGCUGCCGCAGCAUCUGCACCGUCAGCUUCUUUAAACCAAAGUGUUGUGUAGGUUACUACGGACGGGACUGUCAGGCCUGUCCCGGCGGCAGCAGCUCGCCCUGCAAUAACCACGGUAAAUGUGAUGACGGUCACCUUGGUAACGGCACCUGUACCUGUGAUGCUGGUUUUGGGGGCGUGGCCUGUGAGCUGUGCAGUGAAGGGUUCUAUGGUGGCAGCUGUAAAGCCUGUAACUGUUCAGAGCACGGGUCAUGUGACCAGGGACGGACAGGGACCGGAGCUUGUUUCUGUGAGGCAGGCUGGACCGGAGAUCGCUGUGAGAAGCAACAGACUGAGGUUCUGCAGUGUUCUCCGUCCUGUUCUCCAAAAGGGAUUUGUCGUGAAAACAACACCUGUGAAUGUCUGCGAUUUUAUGUAGGAGACGGCUACGCCUGCAAGGCAAUGGAUAUCUGCAGCGUCUGGAACGGCGGCUGUGCUAAAGGAGCCAAAUGUUCUCAGGUGGGAGAACAGGUGACCUGCACGUGUCCCAAAUUUCACCAGGGAGAUGGCUACACCUGUCUGCCCAUCGACCCCUGCGCCUCUGGGGACAACGGAGGCUGCCAUGAGCACGCCACCUGCACCAUGACGGCCCCGGGGAAGAAGAAGUGCACCUGUAAGGACAACUACAUCGGAGACGGCGUCACAUGUGAGGUUAAACAGAAGCCAAUCAGCCGCUGUCUCCAAGACAACGGACAGUGUCAUCAAGACGCCAAAUGCACCGACCUGCACUAUGAAGAUGCAAAGUUUGGAGUGUUUCACUACCGUUCAGUCAAAGGUCAGUACAAGCUGACGUACAGCGAGGCGCAGCAGGCCUGCAUCGCAGAGGGAGGCAGCCUGGCUACAUACACUCAGCUGUCCUACGCUCAGCAGGGGGGGCUGAACAUGUGUGCUGCCGGGUGGUUGGACGCGGCCCGGGUCGGGUACCCAACGACUUAUUCAAACCCUCAGUGUGGCUUUGGACACAUUGGCAUUGUGGACUACGGGACACGCAAAAACCUGAGUGAGACCUGGGACACUUUCUGCUUCAGGAUAAAGGAGGUGAAAUGUGAGUGUAACCCCGAUUAUGUAGGAGACGGUCUCAGCUGUGUGGGAAACCUGCUCCAGAUCCUCAAAUCUACUCCCAACUUCUCAAACUUCCUCACACAAAUCCUGAACUCGUCUCGGGUGUCUGACUCAGGUAAACAGUUUGUGAAGCGGCUCAGCAACCUGACCAUUCAGUCCACUCUGUUCGUACCUGACAAUGGUGGCCUCCCUGACAAUCAGGUGAGUCUCUGCUUCACAUUAAGCUGCCCACACAAAGAAAAACACCUGUCCUUCUCUCACCUGUCCUGUGUUUCUAUCAUGCAGACUCUGUCCAUGCGGGACCUCGAGCUCCACCUGUCAGAGGGUCAGGCUCUUCCUCUGGACCAGUUGAAGAACGGCACUCACAUCAGAACUCGUGUCGGCGCGCUAACCGUCCUUGGAAUCGCUGAUCUAAUGAACCCGUCAGCUCUGUCAUCUCGUUACAUCAACAACCGCUUCAUCACCACCUCAGACAUCCAGGCUGCAAAUGGGGUCAUUCAUGUUCUCCAGGGGCCGCUGAAAGCCCCGCCCCCUCGCCAAGCACAGAUGCAGGUGGCUCACAAGGCGGGUGUUGGCGUUGGCGUUGUGGUUCUGAUCAUUCUGCUGGUGGCGGUCGUCUUCGUUGGUUAUCACUUCUACACCCACAAAACCAGUCCGUUCAUGUUCCACUACUUCAAGGAAGAGGAUGAAGCAGAGGAAGAAGCUCCGCCGACCCCAGAAGAAAUCCCUCGGACAAUCUGCAACCCUGUUUAUGAAGCGGCCCCAGAACCUGCAGAGAGCGGCUCAUCUGAAGCUGCAGUGGAGGAUACACAUGAGGUGGUGGAUGGAGGAUCGUAUGACCUGCUGCCUGCUGACCUUUAACAUGAACUCGAUUCAUCACGUUAGUGGAGUGCCAGACCGAGGGCGAUGGUGUGAUCAAGUUUUUCUCCUCUGACAAAGAGCAGCUGAUUUCUCUAAGAACUGAACUCUAACUCAGACUAAUGAUUGAGAAAUCAUCACCUCCUUCUUCCUCUCCCAACUGAAACAACACUGAUGAUGCAUCCAGGUGUUCAAGUCUGAACUCUACACUUUAAAGUGUCAUACCUUUACUGAUUCAAGAUUUUUCUGUUGAGUAUUUCUGUAGGAUGGAAACAGAGCUGCUGGUUUUAGGUUCUCAGUUUGAUAUUGAAAUGAAAAUGUUGGAAUAAAAAUACCUCAAGGGCAAAAUAUACUGUUUUAUAAUCAUAUGUACCUGAAAUUUAAGGCAAAUAAACCCACUAAGAAGGAUUUGCAUCAUUUUUUCCACACAGGACAAACAUUGACUAAAAUGUGACUUUAGCACUAUUCGCACAGGAUUAGUAUUACAUGUGAACCUCUGUGUGCUGCAAUACAGUCGGUAGUUUGCCCUGGAAUUUUUAUUCUGAAAAUGACAGACAAGGACGAUUUACAACAGGAUUAAAAACACAGACAUCCUGCUUGAUUAUCCCAAAUUUCCAGAGGUCCCUAGGUAAUACUAAUCCUGUGCAAAUAGGGCUUACGUUUUCUGAAUUAAAGUUUCAUUUUCCUUCAUUCUUUCAGGGCUGCUAGCUGAGGCCAAAUGCUAAUGGUAGAUUUCUAUGUAAAUGAGAAGAUAAAUCUUU
Messenger RNA from Cheilinus undulatus (humphead wrasse), 8506 nucleotides. RefSeq names its product stabilin 2 (gene stab2). Gene Ontology annotation, biological process: cell adhesion. Lineage: Eukaryota; Metazoa; Chordata; Actinopteri; Labriformes; Labridae. The coding region runs from base 21 to 7748 and encodes 2575 amino acids. The record is from RefSeq and is a predicted model, not a curated record. Gene Ontology annotation, molecular function: hyaluronic acid binding; calcium ion binding. The transcript has 68 exons.